Messenger RNA from Peromyscus leucopus (white-footed mouse), 19021 nucleotides. RefSeq names its product ankyrin 2 (gene Ank2). Gene Ontology annotation, cellular component: T-tubule. The transcript has 52 exons. Gene Ontology annotation, biological process: regulation of cardiac muscle contraction; protein localization to T-tubule; signal transduction. The coding region runs from base 4424 to 16912 and encodes 4162 amino acids. Gene Ontology annotation, molecular function: protein binding. Lineage: Eukaryota; Metazoa; Chordata; Mammalia; Rodentia; Cricetidae. The record is from RefSeq and is a predicted model, not a curated record.
AACUGCUGAGCUAUCUCUCCAGCAGCAAGAAAGAAAAAAAUAACUUCCAUAAUUCUGAGAGACAUGUUCUUUCUACUUUGCUCCUAAACAGACAUGUGGUAAUUAAAAAAAAAAUAUUUUUAAUGUGAUAGUACUCCCACUUUAUGAACAAGUUAAUCAAAACAUUUGAGGGACACCAAGGCCCCUCUUAGCCUAUCCAGGUUUUGGAGACCUGGAUUACCGGAUCCUGUAAUGUCUUGUUGUCAGUCUGAAAGAGGAAUUCUACCUCCAGGCCAGCAUAACCAUUUAUUUUACAGUGGCGGACUCUGAGAGCUGUAGCCAAAUUAUCAGUCUGGCUAAUGUUCAAGUAAAGCAGGACAAGAGGGCAUUCUCUUGAAGAGGAGCCUCCUGGGUACCUGGAAAGAUUCCUUCCUCUUCCACCAUGGUCCUAUCCUACUCUUCAGUUCUCCAGGGAAAGCAGAGUGACGAAAAGGAGGUCAUAGAAAUGGCACCUGAUGUCUCCACCCAUGAAAUACUCUAAAUAGAAGAUGGUUGGCUUCAACUACCACUGCGUGUUAAAUAGUGGUUCAGUGUUACAGAUUUUGUGCCCAAGAAGACAAAAACCUCAGGAGCUUAGAGGGAGCUAGCAUUUAGUUGGAGCCCUGUACUUCCCAAAGCAGAAAAUUGAAGUGCAGAUUUGAUAAUGUUUUACAAAUUCACACAGGUCAGCUAGUGGUUGAACCAAGACUUCAAUGAGUAAUGCCUGCCAAGAGUUUUUCAAAACUCCCCUGCAGAAGUCUUUAAGUCAAGUGAUACAACCGAGGCAAUGAUUUCUUCUCCAACGCGUGACUUUCCUGAUGAUUUUUUAACUGUGACCCCGUCAUUGAAAAGGUGAAAUUGAAAACAGCAGUGGCUGUUUUUCAGAUUGCUGUUUUAGGGACUUGAGCAAAGACGUUUUCAGCGAAGAAGCCAGCCUUUGUUCUCAGCCCGUAGUUGUUUUCUUCUUGUAAUGGAUCAAAAGACCAAUGCAGUUGAACUAAUAACUGUAAAGUGCCCGAAAACUCGAGAAGAGACUGCAGAUGUCAUGUCACGAAGGAUUUGAAUUUCACCUUCAAAACCAUGUAUCAAGCUCAUGUAUCCUUCUCCAAGCGUGGUCAAACAUGCAAAUGUUUGCUUUCUGAAUAAUUUGCCCUAAUGACUUUGAAGCAUUUUUAAGGAACAGUGGUGGCAUUGUUCGGCCCCGGCAGCAAGCACAUCCUUUGUCAGAUGUCCUGAGAGAUGGAAACAGUCCACCAGGAUGGUUUAAGACAUGGUGCUACAUUGGUUAACCUUGUCUUCAACUUGACAAAAUGUUGCCUCUGUAGAUUAUUAUAUCCCUGACACUUUGGAGACACACCCUCCUGGCUCUUAGCCAUUAGCUACCAAACCAUAGAAUGAGAGCUCUUUUAAUUUCUUAAAAGUUUUAACUUUCCUGCAGACCUUUCACACUUUCAUUGUCAUUUAGAAGUACUGGAGUUUUGGGGAAAGUUUUAAGUGAUUUUGAAUAGAAAGUUGCCCGUUGGCAGUUCCGUUUUCACAGGCAUUGAGGGCCUCUCGGUUCAUCAUUUAAACCUGGUCAGUAGAACCGGGGAAUUUCAGCCAUGACAAGAACAUCAGGGUUUCUCUUGACCUCUCCUCUGUCCGUUCUUAUUCAGCAGUGGGAUUUGGGGGCUAGCAUAUGUUGUCUUUGGGACAAUCCUGGUGAUAGAACUGUAGAUACUCAAUAAGCAGGAAGUUUCUCUGUUGAAGAAAGGAAAAAAAAAGGUUUCUGUGGGAAAGUAUCUUCUGAGAGUUGGCAACAUGCUACUUUAAAUUUCCUUUACUGCUUGCUGCCUUUUAAAAACUCAACAAUGUACUACAUUUUCUUUUCUAGUAAAAUUUACCACAUACAGUGUUAAUAGUUUUUCAAAUACUAAAAGGGGUGUUUAUUGUUAAGUCAGGAAAUGAACUGAAAAUUUUGUCACGCUUAAAAUUAUUCAGUCUGUUACUGUUGAUACACGGAAAAGAGAAAUCGAGGCCGGUAUAGCUUAGUUAAAUAUAGAUAUGAUGAGACUGUGCUGUUUUCUUUGCCUCACACUUAGCAUUCAUGUGUUUUGUUAGGUCGGAAGAGGUCAGUGAGAGAGAAUAGGCCGAUAGGAAAAGGAGUCACAGCUGAUAGAGGUUCCAACCUUAUUCAAGAAGAUGUUAGAGCAAAUGGUAAGCAAACAGGUGCAGAGGUGUACCAUGGAAGUUCAGGCAAAUGGGAACUGUAAGCUGAGGAGGAAGGAGGGGGUAGUGAACAUGGGUUGGUGGAGGAGAGGGCAUGCUGCUUGGAGGUGGAUUGGGCAGCAUCGAUGAGACAGAGAAAUACCAGGGAACAACUCAUGCUGGCAAAGCACAGUGCAACCGUUCACGCAGAAACUCAGAACGAUGCCCUUCUCUGGAGUGGCUAAAUGUCCCAUUUAUUUAUAGAAGUACACUUCCAGAUCUCAGCUCCAGAACAUCAUAGGGAACCUAGAGAUAGUUUGUAGAAUUUUCUUCCAGCCCUCUAAGUUGCAUAAUUCUAUGUUAAACAUUAGGUCAAAUGUUGAAUUUUUAUAUUUCAAAAAUGUUAAAUUAAUUAUAAAGUGUGGGGGAGUACAUCUCUUUUAGCAGCCAGAAAAAUCUUGGCGUGUAUUCGGAAUUGCUCAUACAUAUUUAAGAAGUAGCCCUUGUAAGCCUUUCUGGACUGACUGUGGAUCUUCCCCAGGCUCUGAGAACCUUAGAGAAAAAGAAAAAUUAAAGAUGCAUCUUUGGAGAAGAGAAAUGAAACACAUAAUUAAACAUCAUAGCUUGCAUGAUUCCUGUAGCCUGUGCCUCAAGUAUGUGGAACAUUUGGUGAGAAAUCAGUGUUGUGAUGAGUCAGCCAUUUUAACUGUAUAAAAUUAUCCAACCAAUGCGAAAGCCUUUGUCUGCCACAGCUCAGCCCUCAAUCUAACCUUGUUACUGAAACCAAGGUAUUGUCUUCAGGUAUCUGUUCUCAUAAUGCUUUAGCAUUGAUAGUGUUUAGAGUCUGCUCCCCUUUAAUGUAGUGGAGCAUGUGACCCACAGAUUGUUAUAGUAUUUUUUGCAUCAGUCAACAGUUAAAAACAAUCUGGUUUUAAAAGAUACCUUCUCUUGUAGUUAAAAAGUAAGGAAAUUUCAUUGAAUAGUAAUGCCUCCAAGUUAUUGGAGUAUAGUGGUUAGAUCUUUAUAAUACAUAAUAUACUUUAGCACCAUGGUCUCUGGAAUGAGGUGGCUUGAGGUCCUGUGCAAAACAAUAAUCCUCAGUUGCCAUAGCUUACAACUAUUUGAAGAAGAUGAUUUUUACGCACAUGUAUGCACACACUUACUAGAUAACAAACAAGAAAGGGGAGGACUCAUUCAGAUCAUUACAUACUUGAAUCCUAAUGGAGUCAGUGGUAUUCAUUCCAUGGUAAUCAAUAACAAGCCCUCAUAUUCUAUCAUAGUUGGCCUCCUAAAUCCUCCUAAAUAUUUACAGUAUUUAUCUUAGUGAGAAACAAAAAUAAAUAUUUCAAAAACCUACAAUGUGACUUCUAAGAUUGUGCCAUGGUGAAAGCCAUGUUGAACAUUUUCUUAUGCAGUUUGUGAACAUAUUUUCAGAUAUUAAAGAUUAACGAGAAUUACAAAUGAAUCAAAGUGUUUGCUCUUAUGCUGCCACUAUUGGGUAAUAACAAGUUGUGCAUAAUUUAUAAAAAUUAAAACUUCCACACAAGGUUCAAACGAACCAUUUUGGCUGCUGUGUUUCCGAUGAAUAUUUUAAAGGGCUAGCUAGUUCUUUUCUGUGAUUGGCAUGGAAGGGGAGGGGACAUCAGCCACUUUGGAUGCCGCUUGGCUCAAGCAAUUUGCAAAAUAAUAGUUGUCUGUUAUGUCAACGGAGCCAAGUUAUGAAGAGAGUUUGCAUUUUGUGUGAGUCUGAGACUGCAGAGGAAAAAAAAAAAAUCAAAGGAUUACCAGGAAUUUAUUGAGGAAUGCAAAACUUCUCAUAUGGAGAGACAUUUCACACAGCAGGACCUUCAGCCCAUGUGUGAGGCAGGCUGCUUGCACGGUGAAAAACAAAACAGCACCGCCCCCUCCCCUCCUCCCUGUCGGCUUCACCCCCCCUCACUCCAUUGACAUGCAUAGCUGGCCUGGUAGGUGUAAAAAUAGACUGGCAGUCCCUGAACUGGACAUGGUCACUGAGUGCAGCCUACAGUUGCUGGGGUUUUGAGUUCCCUCUGACACCAGCAAACCGGACAGCAGGUGGGGAGACCCGGUGAGGGCUAUGUGGGAGAACUGAGCAGAGGAGUUCAGGAUGAUGGAUUGUCCCCGCUAGUGGGUACCUGGGAGCCCAGGCCAGCGUGCAUGGGGCCAGGGCUGGCCCACUGAUCACAGCUGUGGAGCUGAGAUGGGGAAUGCCGCUCUCUGCCAGUCUUGCCAUGCGAACAAGAGCGUCAGAGCACAGGGAAACAUGCUGGAACUGGAUGCAACUCCAGACUACUAUGGCUGUAACAGUGACCAUGCCAAAGAACCUGUCUUCCGGUCCGACAGCAAUGCCAGCUUCCUCCGAGCUGCCAGAGCAGGCAACCUGGACAAAGUUGUGGAAUAUCUGAAGGGGGGCAUCGACAUCAACACCUGCAAUCAGAAUGGACUCAAUGCUCUCCAUCUGGCAGCCAAGGAAGGUCAUGUGGGCCUCGUGCAGGAGCUGCUGGGAAGAGGGUCCUCCGUGGAUUCUGCCACUAAGAAGGGAAACACUGCUCUUCACAUUGCGUCGCUGGCCGGACAAGCAGAAGUUGUCAAGGUGCUAGUUAAAGAAGGAGCCAAUAUCAAUGCGCAGUCACAGAAUGGCUUCACUCCUUUGUAUAUGGCUGCCCAGGAGAAUCAUAUUGAUGUUGUUAAAUAUUUGCUAGAAAAUGGAGCUAAUCAGAGCACGGCUACAGAGGAUGGCUUUACUCCUCUCGCUGUGGCACUUCAGCAGGGACACAACCAGGCAGUGGCCAUCCUCUUGGAGAAUGACACCAAAGGGAAGGUGAGGCUGCCAGCUCUGCACAUUGCGGCUCGGAAAGAUGACACCAAGUCUGCUGCCCUCUUGCUUCAGAACGAUCACAAUGCUGAUGUACAAUCCAAGAUGAUGGUGAAUAGGACAACUGAGAGUGGCUUCACCCCUUUGCACAUAGCUGCUCACUAUGGAAACGUCAAUGUGGCAACUCUUCUUCUAAACCGAGGAGCUGCAGUGGAUUUCACGGCCAGGAAUGGAAUUACUCCCCUGCAUGUGGCUUCCAAAAGGGGAAAUACCAACAUGGUGAAGCUCCUACUGGAUCGAGGUGGCCAGAUUGAUGCCAAAACUAGGGAUGGGUUGACACCACUUCACUGUGCUGCACGAAGUGGGCAUGACCAGGUGGUGGAGCUGCUGCUGGAACGGGGUGCUCCCUUGCUGGCAAGGACCAAGAAUGGGCUGUCUCCACUUCACAUGGCUGCUCAGGGGGACCACGUGGAAUGUGUGAAACACCUGCUACAGCACAAGGCUCCUGUAGAUGAUGUCACCCUGGACUACCUGACGGCCCUGCAUGUUGCUGCACACUGUGGCCACUACCGUGUCACCAAACUCCUUCUGGACAAGAGAGCCAACCCGAAUGCGAGAGCCCUGAAUGGUUUUACUCCACUGCACAUUGCCUGCAAGAAAAACCGCAUCAAAGUCAUGGAACUGCUGGUGAAAUAUGGGGCUUCAAUCCAAGCUAUAACAGAGUCUGGCCUCACACCAAUACAUGUGGCCGCCUUCAUGGGCCACUUGAACAUUGUCCUCCUUCUGCUGCAGAACGGAGCCUCUCCAGAUGUCACUAACAUUCGUGGUGAAACAGCACUUCACAUGGCAGCCCGGGCUGGGCAGGUGGAAGUGGUCCGAUGUCUCCUGAGGAAUGGUGCUCUUGUGGAUGCCAGAGCCAGGGAGGAACAGACUCCUUUACAUAUUGCCUCCCGACUGGGUAAGACAGAAAUUGUCCAGCUGCUUCUCCAACAUAUGGCUCAUCCAGAUGCAGCCACUACAAACGGGUACACACCACUGCACAUAUCUGCUCGGGAAGGGCAGGUGGAUGUGGCCUCUGUCCUCCUGGAAGCCGGAGCAGCACACUCCUUAGCUACCAAGAAGGGUUUCACUCCCCUGCAUGUAGCAGCCAAGUAUGGAAGCCUGGAUGUGGCAAAACUUCUCUUGCAGCGCCGCGCAGCUGCAGACUCAGCAGGGAAGAAUGGCCUUACCCCGCUCCAUGUUGCUGCUCACUAUGACAACCAGAAGGUGGCGCUGCUGCUGCUGGAGAAGGGUGCUUCCCCUCAUGCCACUGCCAAGAAUGGUUAUACUCCUUUACACAUUGCUGCCAAGAAGAAUCAGAUGCAGAUAGCUUCCACGCUACUGAACUAUGGAGCUGAGACCAGCACUGUGACAAAGCAAGGGGUCACUCCACUGCAUCUGGCCUCACAAGAGGGGCACACAGAUAUGGUCACCUUGCUUCUGGAAAAAGGAGCCAAUAUCCACAUGUCAACCAAGAGUGGGCUCACGUCCUUGCACCUCGCAGCCCAAGAAGAUAAAGUGAACGUUGCCGACAUUCUCACCAAACACGGGGCUGACCAGGAUGCCUCCACGAAGCUUGGUUACACUCCUUUAAUUGUGGCCUGUCACUAUGGAAAUGUGAAAAUGGUCAACUUUCUUCUGAAACAGGGAGCAAAUGUCAAUGCAAAAACCAAGAACGGCUACACACCUUUGCACCAAGCUGCCCAACAGGGACACACACACAUCAUUAACGUCCUGCUCCAGCACGGGGCCAAGCCAAAUGCCACCACUGCGAAUGGUAACACAGCCCUGGCGAUUGCUAAGCGGCUGGGCUACAUCUCCGUGGUUGACACCCUGAAGGUUGUGACUGAAGAGGUCACUACCACCACCACGACUAUCACAGAAAAACACAAGCUGAAUGUUCCUGAGACGAUGACGGAGGUCCUUGAUGUUUCUGAUGAAGAGGCUCUUAAACAGUUUGGUGACCACUUUAUUGAUGGGGAAACGCUUAGUGAUUCAGGUGAUGACACCAUGACCGGGGACGGAGGAGAAUACCUUAGGCCAGAAGAUCUCAAAGAACUCGGCGAUGACUCCCUGCCCAGCAGUCAGUUCCUGGAUGGCAUGAACUACCUUCGGUACAGCCUGGAGGGAGGGAGAUCUGACAGUACCAUUCCCAGCCUCCGAUCCUUCAGUUCCGACAGGUCCCACACUCUGAGCCACGCCUCGUACCUGAGGGACAGUGCCAUGAUUGACGACACGGUUGUGAUUCCCAGCCACCAGGUGUCGGCCCUAGCCAAGGAGGCAGAAAGGAAUUCUUAUCGUCUGAGCUGGGGCACUGAGAACUUAGACAACGUGGCUCUUUCUUCCAGUCCUAUUCAUUCAGGCCGCACCUCUCCAUGUCUUGAGCGUGACAACAGCAGUUUCCUGGUCAGUUUUAUGGUGGAUGCCCGUGGUGGUGCCAUGCGAGGAUGCAGACACAAUGGGCUCAGAAUCAUUAUCCCACCUCGGAAAUGCACGGCGCCAACUCGAGUCACCUGCCGCCUAGUGAAGCGCCAUCGACUGGCAACGAUGCCACCAAUGGUGGAAGGAGAAGGCCUGGCCAGCCGCCUGAUUGAAGUGGGACCUUCUGGAGCUCAGUUCCUUGGUAAACUUCACCUGCCAACGGCUCCUCCCCCACUUAAUGAGGGAGAAAGUUUGGUCAGCCGCAUCCUUCAGCUGGGGCCUCCUGGAACCAAAUUCCUUGGGCCCGUGAUCGUGGAGAUUCCUCACUUCGCUGCCCUGCGAGGGAAGGAGAGGGAGCUGGUGGUCCUGCGCAGUGAAAAUGGGGACAGCUGGAAGGAGCACUUCUGUGAAUAUACUGAAGAUGAACUGAACGAAAUCCUUAAUGGCAUGGAUGAAGUGCUGGACAGUCCCGAGGACCUGGAAAAGAAACGAAUCUGCCGCAUCAUCACUCGAGACUUCCCACAGUACUUUGCGGUGGUGUCUCGCAUCAAACAGGACAGCAACCUGAUUGGUCCAGAGGGCGGAGUGCUGAGCAGCACUGUGGUGUCCCAGGUGCAGGCUGUCUUCCCUGAGGGCGCACUCACCAAGCGCAUCCGUGUAGGCCUGCAGGCUCAACCUAUGCACAGCGAGUUGGUGAAGAAGAUCCUAGGCAACAAAGCAACCUUCAGCCCUAUAGUCACUUUGGAACCCAGGAGAAGAAAAUUUCACAAGCCUAUUACUAUGACCAUUCCUGUCCCCAAAGCUUCAAGUGACGUCAUGCUGAAUGGUUUUGGGGGAGACGCACCAACCUUAAGGUUACUAUGUAGCAUAACAGGUGGAACCACGCCUGCGCAGUGGGAAGACAUCACAGGAACUACGCCACUAACAUUUGUCAAUGAAUGUGUUUCCUUUACAACGAACGUGUCUGCCAGGUUCUGGCUGAUAGACUGUCGACAGAUUCAGGAGUCUGUUUCGUUUGCAUCACAAGUGUAUAGAGAAAUUAUCUGUGUACCAUAUAUGGCCAAAUUUGUAGUGUUUGCCAAAUCCCAUGACCCCAUUGAAGCCAGGUUGCGGUGUUUCUGUAUGACAGAUGAUAAAGUUGACAAGACACUUGAACAACAAGAAAACUUCUCUGAGGUGGCCAGGAGCAGGGAUGUGGAGGUAUUAGAAGGAAAACCUAUUUAUGUUGAUUGUUUUGGCAACCUGGUACCGCUAACCAAGAGUGGCCAACAUCAUAUAUUCAGUUUUUUUGCCUUCAAAGAAAACAGACUUCCUCUCUUUGUCAAGGUGCGGGAUACGACUCAGGAACCCUGCGGGCGACUAUCAUUUAUGAAGGAACCAAAAUCCACAAGAGGACUAGUGCACCAGGCCAUUUGCAACUUAAACAUCACCCUGCCGAUCUAUGCGAAGGAAUCGGAGUCAGAUCAAGAGCAGGAGGAAGAGAUCGGUAUGACAUCAGAAAAAAAUGAUGGGACAGAGUCAUCAGAAACAUCUGUCCUGAAAAGCCACCUGGUUAAUGAAGUUCCUGUCUUAGCAAGUCCGGACUUGCUCUCUGAAGUUUCUGAGAUGAAACAAGACUUGAUCAAAAUGACUGCCAUCUUGACCACAGAUGUGUCUGAUAAGGCAGGUUCUAUCAAAGUGAAGGAGCUGGCCAAGGCCGCUGAAGAAGAACCAGGUGAACCGUUCGAAAUUGUUGAGAGAGUUAAGGAGGACUUAGAGAAAGUGAAUGCAAUCCUGAGAAGUGGAACCUGCGUGAGAGACGAAGGCAGAGUACAGAGUUCUCAGUCUGAGCAGGAGCUAGAAGAGGAAUGGGUCCUAGUCAGUGAUGAGGAAAUCGAAGAGGCCAAGCAACAUGCACCUGUAGAAAUCACUGAGCAGCCAUGUAUAGAAGUCAGAGUAGACAGGGAGACCAAGGUCAAAUCAGCCAAGGACUCCACUGAGUUAGUGAACUACCUUACAGAUGACCUCAAUUCAUACACUUCUCCUCACGAAAAGAAGCCACAAGCAGUUCGAGAGAAGUCAGGGGAGACAAGUCAGGCUUCAGCUGUUGGCAAGAGUUCUGAGAGCAAUAAAGGGAAGGCUGUGUCAGCAGAGGAGAAGCAGAGUGCCCAGAAGCAGCCCAAACCCAGCCUGGUGAUAAAAAAGCCAGUUCGGAGGAAACUCAAAGACAAGCAGAAACAGAAAGAGGAGAGUUCCCAAGGCAGCGAAGAAACAACUGAACUCAGGAAAGGUAGUUCAGAGGAGUCGGUGGAUGAAGAGCGAGGCCUCGCCCCCGAACCCCUUCCCACGGCCAAGGCCACCUCUCCUCUGAUAGAAGAAACUCCUAUCGGUUCCAUAAAGGACAAAGUAAAGGCUCUUCAGAAGCGAGUAGAAGACGAGCAGAAAGGUCGAAGCAAGCUGCCGGUCAGAGUCAAAGGCAAAGAGGAUGUGCCUAAAAAGACCACGCCCAGGACACACCCGGCUGUGUCACCCUCUUCAAAGUCCUCUCCUUCCUCUAAAACUGAACGACACUCUACCCUUUCUUCCUCUGCAAAAACGGAAAGACACUCACCAGUGUCACCAUCAAGCAAAACCGAGAAACACUCACCAGUGUCGCCCUCGGCAAAAACCGAACGACAUUCGCCAGUAUCAUCAGGUAAAGCUGAGAAGCAGUCACCUGGAUCCCCCUCAACAAAAAAUGAAAGGCAUUCCCCUGUGUCAUCUCUAAAAACGGACCGACACACACCUGUGUCACCUGCAGGCAAAACAGACAAGCGUCCACCAGCACCAUCAUCUGGAAGGACAGAGAAACACCCUCCAGUGUCCCCUGGAAGGACGGAAAAACGCUUGCCAGUUUCACCUUCUGCGAGAACCUCAGAGAAGCAGGCACCUGUGUCGACUGCAGGGAAAAAUGAGAAGCACCUGCCUGUGUCACCCGGGAAGGCAGAAAAGCAGCCCCCUGUCUCUCCCACCUCCAAAACAGAACGAAUCGAGGAGACAAUGUCUGUCCGGGAGCUGAUGAAAGCUUUCCAGUCAGGCCAGGACCCAUCUAAACACAAAACAGGACUCUUUGAGCACAAAGCAGCAAAGCAAAAACAGUCCCAAGACAAAAGUAAGACUCGAGUCGAGAAAGAAAAGGGGCACACAGUAACCCAGAGAGUAGAAAAUCAGACAACCAAGCGUGGCCAGAGAUUUCCAGUGGCAGCAGCCUCCGAAUCCAGACGAUUCCGUUCCUCCACCAUCACUGUUGGGCUCAGGACAGAAGAUCCGGUCAGAGAAAAGUUUGAGAAAGCCCCCAUUAUUAAAACCCCUGAGCCGGUUCCGUCCGUGGUAGCAGAAGAAAGCCGUCGGGGCAGUGAGACCCUUCAAGACAAGAUGGCAGAUGAGCAAGGAGACAUGGACCUUCAGAUCAGCCCCGACAGGAAAACCUCCACUGACUUUUCUGACAUCAUCAAGCAAGAGUUAGAAGACAAUGACAAAUACCAGGAAUUCCGCCUCACUGAGGAGACAGAAAAGGCUCAGGUUCACUUAGACCAAGUCAUCACGAGUCCUUUCAACACAACGUUCCCACUCGAUUACAUGAAAGAUGAGUUCCUUCCAGCUCUGUCUUUGCAGAGCGGCGCUAUGGGUGGCAGUUCUGAAAGCCUGAAACAGGAAGUGGUAGCAGGCUCGCCCUGUGGCAGCCUGAUGGAAGGCACCCCCCAGAUCAGUUCGGAAGAGAGCUACAAGCAUGAGGGCCUAGCGGAAACGCCCGAGACAAGUCCAGAGAGUCUGUCUUUCUCACCAAAGAAAAGUGAGGAACAAAUUGGAGAGAUCAAGGAAGCCAAGGCAGAAACACCCGCCGAAAUUCCUUCAGAAAAAGAGCUUCCUAUCACGGAAGACAUUGCCGAUAGUUCUGAAACACAAGGUGCUGUGGUCACGGGGGGUUCAGAGCCUUCUACUGAGCAUUUUCAGAAGGAGGUCACCCAAGACCCUUCCCAAGAUGCAUGCUCCAAACAAGAUGGUUGCCCGAGCAGCCACAGUGUACCAUUAGCAAAUGAAACGUGCCAGGCAUUUACUCAGAAAGGGUCCUGUGAUGAAAGUCAGCUCCCCCUUGUUAGUUCAGGUUCUAGGCCAGAACCAGAGAGUGACACUCAGGAAUCCACUACUCCCUCCGAGGUGACAAAGGCUUUCCCACCAUCUGAUGCUUCUGUGAAGACAGGUGAGGGCACAGAACCAAAGCCCCAGGGAGCCAUUAGAAGUCCCCAAGGGUUAGAACUUCCACUCCCUAGCCGGGAUAGUGAGGUCCUCAGCCCAGUGGCUGAUGAAUCAUUAGCAGUGAGCCACAAAGACUCUUUAGAAGCCAGCCCUGUGCUGGAAGAUAACUCCUCACAUAAAACUCCCGAUUCUCUCGAACCAAGUCCUCUAAAAGAGUCUCCUUGCAGGGACUCCCUUGAAAGCAGCCCAGUUGAGCCUAAAAUGAAAGCAGGAAUUCUCCCAAGUCACUUUCCUCUCCCUGCAGCUAUUGCCAAAACAGAUCUUGUUGCUGAAGUGGCUUCCAUGCGUUCUCGGCUGCUCCGAGACCCUGAUGGCAGUGCUGAGGAUGAUAGUCUUGAACAGACAUCACUCAUGGAGAGCUCAGGGAAAAGCCCCCUCUCCCCUGACACUCCCAGCUCUGAAGAAGUUAGCUAUGAGGUCACACCCAAGGCUUCAGAUUCAAGUACACCCAAACCAGCUGUGAUUCAUGAAUGUGCAGAGGAGGAGGACUCUGAAAAUGGGGAGAAAAAGAGGUUCACACCAGAAGAGGAAAUGUUCAAAAUGGUAACCAAAAUUAAAACAUUUGAUGAACUUGAGCAAGAAGCAAAGCAGAAAAGGGAUUACAAAAAAGAACCCAGGCAAGAUGGAUCCUCUUCGGCCUCGGAUCCUGAUGCUGACUGUUCGGUAGAAAUGGAUGAACAGAAACAGACGGAGAGCAUGGAUGAUGAGAGUGCAGUCCCUGUUGUGGUGACUUCGGAGAGCAGAAAAGCGUCUUCCUCCUCUGAAAGUGAACCUGAGCUGACCCAGCUGAGUAAAGGUGCUGACUCAGGACUUCUGACAGAGCCAGUUAUUCGAGUGCAACCUCCAUCUCCCCUCCCAUCCAGCAUAGACUCUAAUUCCAGCCCCGAAGAAUCACAGUUCCAGCCUAUAGUUUCCAAACAGUACACUUUCAAGAUGAAUGAGGAGACUCAAGAAGAGCCGGGUAACUCAGAAGAAGACAAAGAUUGCGAAUCUCAUUUAGCUGAAGACAGUCAGGCUCGUUCUACUGAUGGUGUUGAUAGGUCUUCUGAUGAUCUGGACAGAGAGACUCAUCAGUCAGAUACCUGUGAUGGCCACGGUUGUGAGGCUGUGAGUCCUAGCAACUCAGCCCCCCUUGCCUCCCUAGGGGUUCAGAGCCCAACAUCUAAUGAUGCUGAUGAGCAGCUGGCCAUGGAUAAAGGGUCACUGGCUCCCCAGGAUACUUGUGAAAAUGACCCAAAAGGAAGAGAGCUUGAUCCUUCUGGGGUAGAAUCUACAGGAGCAGAUCUUCCCAGUGGAAGCUCUUCCUUGUCUUCUUUGUCUCAUUGUGUAGUAUCUGAAAGAAAGGAAUCAGCUGAAGAAAUACCCUCUCCAUCUUCCACUGGAAAAGUAGAGGUCGCAAUAACUGAUCAGACUUGGGAGAGCAGGUCAAACGACUAUCCCGCUCAAGACUCAUCUACCACAACUCAGACAGAUAGGUUUGCCAUGGACGUUCCAAUGUCUGAUUUAGCUGAGACUGAUGAAAAUUCUGAUCCUCAGAUAACCAGCCCCUAUGAAAAUGUUCCUUCCUCAUCGUUUUUCUCUGGGGAGGACAGCAAAAUACAAACGGAUACAUGUCGUACCACAGUUGUUUGUUCACCUGAAAUGUAUUCUGUUGUCAUCAGGUCCUCUGCUGAGGAUGUUGUAAGGGCAGCCUCCUCUAGCAGAACCGUCUCCAGCCAAGAAUCGAAUUUUGAGAGCCAUGACCUGGAAACUGAACCCGAGCAAAACAGUACCUUGUGGGGCAUGCAGCAGUCAAAUGGUCCUUCCUCCUCGGGAGCCCCCACUACACCAAAUGCACCAGCCGUCAUUGGCGAGCACGUGAGCAAAGUCAUCAUCACGAAAACUGACGUGGAUUCUGACUCCUGGAGUGAAAUCCGUGAAGAUGACGAAGCCUUUGAAGCUCGGGUGAAAGAGGAAGAGCAGAAGAUAUUUGGCUUGAUGGUAGACAGACAGUCACAGGGCACCACUCCCGAUACCACUCCAGCUAGGACUCCCACCGAGGAGGGGACCCCAACAAGUGAACAGAACCCAUUCCUCUUUCAGGAAGGAAAGUUGUUUGAGAUGACCCGAAGCGGUGCCAUCGACAUGACCAAACGGUCCUAUGCGGAUGAAAGUUUGCACUUUUUCCAGAUUGGUCAAGAUUCCAAUGAAGAGACUCUCUCCGAAGGGGCCACAGGGGCUGAGCUGCCACAGCUGGAAAACACAAACGAGUCACUGGAACUUUCAGAAUCCAAAGAAGCCAUGGAUGAUGAGGGAGAAUUACUUCCUGAUGAUGUGAGUGAGGAAAUAGAGGAGACAGCUGCCUCAGAUCAUAACUUUGACUCUCAAGUGAUGGUUUCAGCUUCCUCGGAAAUGCCCACAAGAGAGGCUGUAUCCACAGCAGUCGAGGACCUCCCUACCAUGCAGUUGAGUGACAUGUCUUCUCUUAGCACUGUGAAGCAGAAGCCUUGCCCUGCCUCCCCUCAACCUGUUGUUCAGUUGGACUUGAACACAGUCACUAGGUCUGUUCAUUCAGAUCGGGAUGAUGAGACCCCAGACUCUUCUCCAGAGGAACAGAAGUCUGUGAUUGAGAUCCCUACUGCACCCAUGGAAAAUGUGCCUUCUGCUGAAAGCAAACCUCCAAUUCCUGUAAGGACUCUCCCUACUUCAGGCCUAAUCCCUCCAUCGGUGGAGGAUGAGAGCGCAUUUUCUGAUGAGUUCCCAUCUGGUAUAGAUGAGGAAAGUAAGGACGAUGAAGCAAAACCAAAGUCCAAAAUCCCCAUCAAAGCACCCACCCAAAGACCUGAGUGGCAGCUCUCCUAUCCAGACACAUCUCUCCAGAAGACAGCUGUUCCCCAGGGACAGGGCACACUAAGCAGAGCACCAGAUGGUAGAAGCAAAUCUGAAUCAGAUGCUAGUCCUUUGGAUGCUAAGAUGAAAUGCCCAGUAAAAGCCAGAAGUUACAUUGAGACAGAAACAGAGAGCAGGGAGAGGGCAGAAGGGUUUGACUCAGAAUCCGAAGAGGGGGCCACAAAACCAAAGCUGUUUGCAUCCCGAUUGCCAGUUAAGAGCAGAAGCACCCCGCCUUCCAGCAGGACAGGCAUGAGCCCCACAAAAGAGAGUAGGGAGCAUUUCUUUGACCUUUAUAGAAACUCCAUAGAGUUCUUUGAGGAGAUUAGUGAUGAGGCUUCCAAAUUAGUGGACAGGCUCACACAGUCCGAAAGGGAGCAGGAGCCACCUUCAGAUGACGAAAGUAGUAGUGCCCUAGAAGUGUCAGUCAUUGAGAAUCUGCCACCUGUUGAGACUGAGCAUUCAGUUCCUGAGGACAUCUUUGACACAAGGCCCAUUUGGGAUGAGUCCAUUGAGACUAUGAUUGAACGCAUCCCUGAUGAAAAUGGCCAUGACCGAGCUGAAGAUCCCCAAGAUGAGCAGGAACGGAUUGAAGAAAGGCUAGCUUACAUUGCUGAUCAUCUUGGCUUCAGCUGGACAGAAUUAGCAAGAGAACUGGAUUUCACUGAGGAGCAAAUUCACCAAAUUCGAAUUGAGAAUCCCAACUCCCUUCAAGACCAGAGCCAUGCCCUGCUGAAGUACUGGCUGGAGAGGGAUGGGAAGCAUGCCACAGAUGCUAUCCUCAUUGAAUGCCUCACCAAGAUCAACAGGAUGGAUAUUGUACAUCUCCUGGAGACCAACACAGAACCCCUCCAGGAGCGCUUGGGCCACAGCUAUGCGGAAAUGGAGCAGACCAUUGUACUGGACAACAGUGAAGGCUUUUCAGUACUUCAGGAGGAGCUCUGUGCUGCCCGGCACAGGCAGAAAGAGGGGCAGGUGGCUUCCAAAGAAAGCGAGUCCAGCGACCACCCACCCAUGGUCUCGGAAGAAGACAUUUCUGUCGGUUAUUCCACAUUUCAGGACUGCACCCCCAAAACCGAGGGGGACAGCCCAGCAGCAGCACUCUCUCCCCAAACGCACCAGGAACCAGUUCCACAAGAUUUCUCAGGGAAAAUGCAAGACCAGCAGGAAUACUACGUGACAACACCAGGAACAGAAGCAGCAGAGACUCAAAAGGCCACAGCAGUUCCUGGCUCUCUCUGUAAGACUCCUGAGGACAUCAGUUCCCCUCCUGAGGAAGCAAAGACUUGUCUCCAGACCCCAGUGACCAGUGAGCGUUCUUCUCCCAUUGUGCAAGAACCCGAGGAGGCUCCUGAGCCCAAAGAGGAGAGUUCUCCAAGGAAGACCAGCCUGGUGAUAGUGGAGUCAGCAGAUGACCAGCCACAGGUCUUGGAAAGACGCGAUGAUGAUGAUGACGUGGCCUUUCAAAAGGAGCUAACAGAGGAAUUAGGGGAGCUGGAGGCCAGCUCUGAUGAGGAGGCCAUGGUAACUACCAGGGUUGUCCGGCGGAGAGUGAUUAUUCAGGGAGAUGAUAUGCCUGACAUACCCCCAGAAACCGUCACAGAAGAAGAAUAUGUUGAUGAGAAUGGACACACCGUGGUGAAGAAGGUUACCCGGAAAAUCAUCAGGCGGUACGUAUCCUCUGACGGCAUGGAGAAGGAGGAGAUAACGAUGCAGGGAACCCCACAGGAGCCAGUCAGCAUCGAGGAUGGGGACAGCUAUUCCAAAGUGAUAAAGCGUGUGGUAUUGAAGAGUGACACCCAGCAGUCAGAGGUGACCUUGUCUGAACCCAGCAUUUUGUCCAGUACCUCGCAGUUUCAGGCUGAACCAGUAGAAGGCCGUAGAGUCAGCAAAGUUGUUAAAACAACAGUGGUACAUGGAGAAAGGAUGGAGAAAAGCCUGGGAGACUCUAGCUUAGCCACUGACCUUCCUUCAGCCAAAGAUGACUUUGAAGAGGCUUUGGGUUACACAGGGAGCCACAUGAAAGUCCAUUUCCCCAGUUUAGUAGAGAAUGAAAUCCUGAAGGAGGAUGGAUCAAUAAUUAAGAGGACAACAAUGAAUAAAGCCAGGACACAGAAGAGGGCUGUGGUGAAGGACCAGCAGGGGAAACACAUCAACUUGGAGCACCUGGAGGAUGUUCCCGGAGCACUAGACCAAGACGACCUCCAGAGAGAUCUCCAGCAACUCCUUCGGCACUUCUGCAAGGAGAGCACAAAGCAAGAGGCCAAAUGAGGAGCUGCCCAGUUCUCACCAGAAACCACACACCCACUCAAUAUGCAACUUCCCAUUUCCUCACAGGAGUGACCUAAGUGGCCUAAUUACUGGGAUCCCGAGACGUUUCCACUCUCGGCAAAUACACGGCAUUUUCUUUUGCUUCCUUCUCCCCUUACCCUCUCUAACUAUAAGCUAAUUUGUGACCAAAGAUAGCAUCCUUUAUUCUGGAUGCUGUAGCCACUAUUUUGAGCAUCCGUGCUAACCUGGGAACUGGCACCUCCAUUGUUCUUUGCUUCUGCACAAGCUCCACGAAAAUCCACGAAUCAGGAGAACUUCACCUGCAGACUUCUUCAAGUGACAAGAGGGGAAUCCUCCCGAGGAUCUCCGUGCAUAAUGUAUAUAGCUGAAAUUCUCAGACGAACAGCAGAGUAAAGUUUAAACCACUGCCUGUCAUAAUCACACUGGGCAUCAGGAGAUAAAAGCCUCUCGAGAUUGCUGAACAAUGGUCAAUUAAGACAUUGCUAACACAGUUGAAGGGCAAUAUCAUUCUACGGAAGAGACACUUCAGACCUAGACAUGUCCUUAGCGCUUCCAGAGUAGCCACCGCUCCUCAAGGCAGGAUCACAACCUCGAAGACUGAUCCCAAGGAGCUGUCUCUAGUACUGGUCAGCCAUUGCCGAUGGCUCUCCGACUGCCACCCUGAGGGAGGGGAAGAAGGGCGCACAGGCGAGCAGGUGGAAACAAUGAGGUAUUCUGGUGCUAGAAGCCGCAUGGGUGGCGUUCUAGUGCUUUCAGGUGUUUUCGAUUUUGGACACGUUGGCAGGGUAUUUGAAAAGCUAUAACUACUGUAGUUUUCCAGUGUUCAUUGCUGCUUUAGCAAACCACGCUGUCUUACUGGUGGUACGUUCUUCUGGCCACUGCACUGUAGAUAAUUCAUGGAAACAAGAUUUCUGCGCCACACACAAUGUUAAAUGCUGUCACCAUGUUGGAGUGGUUUCUUUUUUUUUUUUUUUUUUUUAACCCCACCUCCAGAUGUAUCUCUUAAUACCUGCAUGUGGCAUUAAACACACACACACACACACACACACACAGCCCUUCUUAUCACACUAAUGGUUUUCACUCUGGGCUUUCAUUUUCUAGCUACGUCUGCUUUUCAGUUUGCAGACGAGAUUGAGAAAUCUUUGGAAAAUUUGGUUUUGAUUAAUUUUUUUUUAUUUAUUUAUUUGAGACCCAGACACCCUUGGAAACUGAAGUGCAUUUGUGUAACGUUCUGUUUGUUUCAGAGAAGGGACAAUGACAGUCUGAGUGAUCCCCGUGCCCGACGUCUAAUCCCUCUAGUGGUUGAAGCUGUGUAGCAUUUUAACAUAUAUAUAUAUAUAUUCACAAAUAUAUUCAUAUAAACAGUAUACGUUUUGAAUCAGUUAUUUGUUAAAGAAAAGUAUAUUCAAUGAAGAUAAAAUUUAAAAAGAAAGAAAGAAAGAAAACAGUGUACUCUCCUGAGACUGAACUUUUUCCGAUCCUAUCUGGCCUUUUCCUGCGUGCAGAACUGACUCAUUGCUCGGAAUGUCCAACACAAACAAGACAAACAAUGGCACUUCAUCCUUUAAAGUAGCAUUGCCAAGAGAGGAAUUUUCUUGGGAGAGAGGCUUCCCAUCAGCCAAAUCUUCCGAGCCCCCAACAUUAGCACUUUCUGGAGGGGGGAGGGGUGUUGAGUAGAGACAAAGUAUUCUUUGGCACCCAGAACAAGAGAGGCAGGUGGCAGCCCUUUUGGAGAUAGGCCAUGGCCAUCUUGUCAGACCUUCACCGGAGCUCAUGAAAAGCCUUUCUGUUGUGUUCUUUGCAGUGCAGAAGAUGUCUGUGUAGCAACAUAAUGGUUAUUCACCUUUUUUUCGAUUUUGAUUUUUUUUUUUUUGCUGUGUUAUAAAAAAAAAAAACUUGAAUACUGUGAGAAGAAGUGAAUUUUCAGUUGAUGAAUCAGCAUCUUGUUCCCAUGGUGAUAACACUAAUUGAAUAUAUCUAUGAGGGCAUGUAUUAGUUAAUGGAAAACAAUACAACACUAACAAUACAUAGCUGCAAUGUUGUACAAUGGCUGAUUUAACUAAAUAAAAUGUACAAGUGUUAAAUGUG